Messenger RNA from Folsomia candida, 2050 nucleotides. Its product is annotated as cyclopropane-fatty-acyl-phospholipid synthase. The record is from RefSeq and is a predicted model, not a curated record. The transcript is spliced from 5 exons. Bases 335 to 1576 code for a protein of 413 amino acids. NCBI's taxonomy places the organism in Eukaryota, Metazoa, Arthropoda, Collembola, Entomobryomorpha, Isotomidae. Gene Ontology annotation, biological process: lipid biosynthetic process.
GGCGCAGUAAUAACUUAGGCAGACCUGGGCCAAUCCAGAUUAGGGAUUCGUCAUCCGGAUUGGGAUUAGUAGAUCACUCACUAAUUAAUAAUCCAAGCUUUAAAAAUAAUUUCUAAUACCAAAUCAAAAUUAUUCAAAUCAACUCAACAAAAUAUUUAUUGCAAAAUUAAUCCAAAAUCUGGAUUGGUCAUAAAUCUUAUCAGAGUGUGUGAAGCUUAAUUCCCCGAGUUUUACUGGGUACACACAUACUCCACACACUGACGGAUACCGGCGUUUUAAGAAGGAGGCCGAAGUUCAAACAGGAAUUUUGAAAUAGGACUCAUCAUCAAAAAACAUGAACGUGAUUCUGAACACGGUGGAAGACAUAUUCGUCACGGUCAGCGUCCCACUUUACGAUACUAUCGUCCCAAUUUUUCGUAAAGUCCGGUUCUUCAUCUUGCUCCCGUUUACCCCGAUUUUGAAGCUGAUCACGGACCAUGCCUUCGCCCGGAUCGGGGUUACGCUCGACUCCGACAUGAAAUCACACCCGGACAUGGUUAUCCUGGAUAAGCGAUUCUACGCAAGGUUAUGGUCCGAUCAGCUGAUCGGUUUGGAGGAAAUGUACGUCGACGAGUGGUGGAAGACGGAAAAUAUCCAACUUUUGUUUGACAAGAUUAUAACCGUUAUUGACAAACAUCGGUGGUUUUUCAAGUUCCACAUCGCCCACUGGGAGGGAAGGUUUAGAUGGGGCUUUUUGAACACGGGGCGGGCCGGGCACAACUUCAAAGCGGCGGAGGAAUAUGAACUACCUGUCGAGUACUUCAAACUUCUCACCGACAAGGAGCACAUGCAACACUCGGCCGGCUACUAUGUCAACGGGGCGACCACGUAUGCCGCCUCGCAGGUCGAGAAGCUCAAACUGAUCGCGUCGAAACUUGAGCUCAAAGCGGGAAUGACGCUGCUCGAUGUCGGCUGUGGGUUUGGCGGUCUAGCCAAAUUCAUGGCGGACCGUCACGGGGUCAGUGCCGUGGGGGUCACGAUUUGCGAAUCGAUGUCAAAGGCAGCCAGGAAUCACUGCAUUGGGAGCAAAGUUACCAUUAAGCAUCAACAUUGGCGGGAAAUGGAGGGGAAAUUUGACCGCAUUACGAUCAUUGAAAUGUUGGAACACGUUGGGAAACAGAAUUAUGAUGAGUUCUUUAGAAAAAUAGAAUCCCUCCUCAAACCUGGUGGUCGGGUUUUACUUCAACAUUACGCCAUGGACCCUGGGACUCUGCACUUUACCGAAUUUAUCUGUAAAUAUCAAUUCGGUCAGGUGUACUUCCCCGAUUUCGCCGAGUUCGUUUCUCCGUGUUCCCGCUACUUCCGGAUCUCCAACGUUCAGGACUUUUCCUUGGACGCAGAAGGAUGCGGGCACCACUUUAUCGGCAUGAUAGAAGAUAAUCGGGCCGAGUUGGAGGCCUUGGUGGGACCCAGGGUUGUAAGGGCCCUCCGAACCUCGUAUGCGGAAGCCCUUGCCAAUUCUAAGAUCAGGAGCGUCAUGAUCUACCAGACCGUCCUGGUCGGAAAGGAUGACCGGACCCGGGUACCGGUCCAGUAAUCCAAAUCGAUAAGGCGUUAAACAAAAUUCGCCCUAGAUAAUUUAGUGAAAAUUAAAAUUUCAAAGUUAAAUUAAAGAAAAUUACUGAAUUAUUUUUUUCUUAAAUUAGGAAAAUUAAAAAGUUAAAAAAUAAUAGGAAGAAUCCACCACGGGGUUUGAAAGCUUCUGACUUUGCAGUUAUAUUUGUUUAAAAAGGCUUGAAUAAAGGUUCCAUUGUAAAAUUUCCCAUUUUUUAGGACAAUUUUUUUAUUGACUUAAAAAAAUGUUCCCAAAAAUUCAAAUAUACUAUAUUGCAAAACCUGUAAUGUUGCAAAUAACAAUUUGGCAAUGUAACAAAUGGUAACUCGUGAACGAUUUUAUAACCAAGUUCUUCAUCUCUUCAAUUACUUGAAUGUGACAAGUUACUCCUCAAGACGCUUACGUUUUGUAUGUAACGAUUAUCUGGAAAUAUACAUAAAUAAGCCAAAAUCCAUA